Heterobasidion irregulare TC 32-1 is the source of this 165-nucleotide messenger RNA. RefSeq names its product lignin expressed protein 9 (gene lep9). The transcript has a single exon. The record is from RefSeq and is a predicted model, not a curated record. NCBI's taxonomy places the organism in Eukaryota, Fungi, Basidiomycota, Agaricomycetes, Russulales, Bondarzewiaceae. Bases 1 to 165 code for a protein of 54 amino acids.
AUGCGGAUGUCGAGCGUUGCAGCCUCGUGCCCUUCCACUUGUAAAAAGAUCGUUCUGGAUCAGCCUUCGCGGCGAGGAAAGAAGGGAGAAAGUAGCCACAGGAAUCCCCGAAGCAGCGUCUCCUUCCUUUCGUGUCGCAGGGUGCUCAUAUCGUCCAUUCAUUGA